Messenger RNA from Trichoplax adhaerens, 864 nucleotides. RefSeq lists its product as uncharacterized. Gene Ontology annotation, molecular function: G protein-coupled receptor activity. The record is from RefSeq and is a predicted model, not a curated record. NCBI's taxonomy places the organism in Eukaryota, Metazoa, Placozoa, Uniplacotomia, Trichoplacea, Trichoplacidae. The transcript has 3 exons. Gene Ontology annotation, biological process: G protein-coupled receptor signaling pathway. Gene Ontology annotation, cellular component: membrane. Bases 1 to 864 code for a protein of 287 amino acids.
AUGAAUUCAAUGUUAAACAACAGUAACUCGACAAACCGUCCAUCGAUGUCAAAUACUCAACCAGCUCCAGACCUUACUUAUAGUCAUGUUCUAAUGGGCAUCAUUGGAGGAAUGUGUAUCAUUACCAAUGCCUUCAUUUUCAUAACCAUCGUUCGACGAAAAAAGCUGCGUACUCCUGCCAAUGAUAUCUUGCAAAGUAUGUUUAUCAGUGGAUUUUUAUUUGGUGCUGUUUACAUUCUACCGAAAUGGACCAAUUUGGAAUAUUUAAGAUGGCCAAUCUACUGUUCAUUAUCAGGUCCAAUUGGUGUACACUUUACGCUAAUUUUCAAUUUUCAUCAGUGCCUUAUCUGUAUUGAUAAGUUGCUUGCCUUGCGAUGGCCAUUAAAAUAUCGUAUCUCCAUUAGCCAUUGCAAAAUGAUCACAGUCAUUAUUGUGAUAUGGUUGGUGGCAGCUUUUGCUGCGUUCUCACCUUUAAUGUUUUUCAGACCUAUCAGCAAUGUCUAUUGCAUUCAAAGAAGCAGGGAUAUGGAAAAGGAAGCUUUAUAUUUAAAGAUUAUUUACGGUCUAGUCUUCUUUGUGCCUCUCAUUCUGAUGGUUAUUUCCUACACUGGUAACAUAUAUCAUUGGAAGAGUGCUAGCUUGCUCUUUGAAUUGAGAUCAAUGUCAUCUCUGAUAUCAUUCUUGAAUAUAAGCUGGAGAAUGCCGGUGAUGUCCGAGAGUACUGGAGAGAAAACAAAAAAAUCUAGAUCGAAUUAUAUUAUUAAUGCAGCCAUUAAAAUAUCAGAUAUAAAUAGAAAGUUUUCAGUUUAUCCCUGUAGUUGUUUUCGCGGCGAACCUACAAAUUACAGAGCACCCUUAAUUUAA